GUGGCAAAGGGCGAACGAAAUCAAAGCAAAAUUACCGACAUCGCUGAAGCGGUGGAAGUGUGGUUCAUUUAUAAAUUCUUCUAAACCCAACUGCUUCGGCAAGGCAGUUAUUAAAACUGCCUAUUAAUCGGUUUAAUCCAUGUUGGGCUAAUUAUAAAAAAUUUACAUAAAAUCCCUUACACAUUUGGAAUCAUACAUACGUCCAGCAACCAUGGCACACUGUAUGAGAGUUUUGCAUGGCCAGGGUAGCAGGACCAAGAUUGUUCUAUUAGAGAUUCAGCAAAGAUGCUUCAGCGUGUCGCCACUGACCGCUGCUGCGGCCCAGGUUGCUAUGUCAAAAUUCGACAAGGCUCCAUUGCCAUAUGAGAAGUUAACAAAAAAUUUGGAGGUUGUCAAAAAAAGGUUAGGACGUGAUAUGACCUUGUCUGAGAAGGUGCUUUAUUCACAUCUGGAUGACCCUAAAGGACAAGAUAUUGAACGUGGAACCAGCUACCUUCGCCUGCGCCCUGACAGGGUGGCUAUGCAGGAUGCCACUGCACAAAUGGCUAUGCUGCAGUUCAUAUCCUCAGGGUUACCACGUGUGGCUGUGCCCUCCACCAUUCAUUGUGAUCACUUGAUUGAGGCUCAGAUUGGUGGAGAAAAAGAUUUGGCGAGAGCAAAGGAUCUUAAUAAAGAAGUGUACAAGUUCCUUGAGACCGCUGGUGCUAAGUAUGGUGUGGGCUUCUGGAAGCCUGGUUCUGGUAUCAUUCAUCAGAUCAUCCUUGAAAAUUAUGCAUUCCCCGGUCUGCUUAUGAUUGGAACUGAUUCGCACACACCUAAUGGUGGUGGUCUUGGUGGCCUCUGUAUUGGUGUUGGAGGUGCUGAUGCUGUAGAUGUAAUGGCAGACAUUCCAUGGGAACUGAAGUGCCCUAAAGUUAUUGGUGUCAAGCUGACUGGUCAACUAAAGGGCUGGACGAGCCCGAAGGACGUUAUCCUGAAGGUAGCCGGCAUCCUGACAGUGAAGGGUGGCACCGGCGCCAUCGUUGAGUACCACGGGCCCGGAGUCGACUCCAUCUCUUGCACCGGUAUGGCCACCAUCUGCAACAUGGGUGCUGAGAUCGGAGCCACCACCAGUGUAUUCCCUUACAACGCUCGUAUGGAAGCUUACCUAAAGUCGACAGGUCGCCAAGACGUCGCCGCCACAGCAAACUCUUACAAACAUCUGCUUACACCCGAUUCUAAAGCACCUUACGAUGAGCUCAUCGAAAUCGACCUGUCAACACUGGAGCCGCACGUGAAUGGUCCUUUCACCCCCGACUUGGCGAAUCCCAUCUCGAAACUGGGCGAGAUCGCCAAGAAGAACGAUUGGCCGGUAGAUAUCCGAGUCGGCCUCAUUGGUUCCUGCACCAAUUCUUCAUACGAAGACAUGGGUCGUUGUGCCAGCAUAGUUAAAGAGGCGCUGCAGCACGGCGUAAAAUCUAAAAUUCCUUUCAACGUGACCCCUGGAUCUGAACAAAUACGAGCCACCAUCGAACGCGACGGAAUCGCACAGACCCUCAGGGAGUUUGGAGGAACUGUUUUGGCUAACGCUUGCGGGCCUUGCAUCGGCCAAUGGGACCGUAAGGACGUGAAGAAGGGCGAGAAGAAUACCAUUGUGACGUCAUACAACCGUAACUUCACCGGGCGCAAUGACGCCAAUCCCGCGACACAUUGUUUCGUCACUAGCCCUGAACUUGUUACCGCUCUGUCUCUAGCAGGUCGUUUGGACUUCAAUCCUCUGACGGACGAGUUGACCGGUAAAGAUGGUAAGAAGUUCAAGCUGUCCGAUCCGUUUGCGGACGAAUUGCCCAGCAAAGGAUUCGAUCCCGGCCAGGACACAUACGAACACCCACCAGCUGACGGUUCCAGCGUGAAAGUGGACGUGUCUCCGUCCUCCGAUCGUCUCCAACUCCUGUCGCCGUUCGACAAGUGGAACGGCAAAGAUCUGACUGACAUGACCAUCCUGAUCAAAGUGAAGGGCAAGUGUACAACCGACCACAUAUCCGCCGCCGGCCCUUGGCUCAAGUACCGCGGACAUCUGGACAAUAUCUCCAAUAACAUGUUCAUCACCGCGACAAAUGCCGAGAACAACGAGUUGAACAAAGUACGCAAUCAACUGACCGGCGAGUGGGGCCCCGUGCCGGCGACCGCGCGCGCUUAUAAAGCGGCCGGUACACCCUGGGUCGUUAUAGGCGACGAGAACUACGGUGAGGGGUCAUCGCGCGAGCACGCCGCUUUAGAGCCCCGGCAUCUAGGCGGCAGGGCCAUCAUAGUCAAGUCCUUCGCCAGGAUCCACGAGACCAAUCUGAAGAAGCAGGGUAUGUUGCCUCUAACGUUCGCUAACCCCGCCGACUACGACAAGAUCAGACCUGACGACAAGAUCUCGCUACUCGGCCUCAAGGAUCUCGCCCCCGGCAAGCCAGUUGACUGCGAAAUCAAGCACAAAGAUGGUAGCACAGAACGCAUCAAGCUGAACCACUCCAUGAAUGAACAGCAAAUUACCUGGUUCAAAGCUGGUUCCGCCCUGAAUAGAAUGAAGGAAAUCGCUGCUGGAAAGUGAAUGGAAACGCGAGAAAUAUAUACAGUAACUUGCACUGGAUACUAGUAAAAUAAUACAUGAACUGAGCCAUUGUAGAACAUAAGAAUAAUGAUAGUUAUUUAUAACUUAAUUAUAUUGAAAUUAUUGUAAUUGUAAUGCUCUUAGAGUUUAAAUUGCCUUAAACCAGUGCAAGAUGUUACCAUAAAUUUGUCACUUCAAACUUUGUUCAAUGAGCAUUAGAAAUUUUCUCAGAAAUACAGACAAUACCAUUGUGGCAGUGAAUCUUUAUAUUGUAUUACUUUAUGUAGUUCAAAUAUACUUUCGUAGGAUUUUAAGAAUUAACUUUUUCUUUUAAUAUAAAUCAACAUAUUUAGUUGACAAAUUUUUAUUAUCUAUGUAAAUAAUAUUACCAAAUUGAAAAUAAAUGUAAAAUAAUUA
Messenger RNA from Diatraea saccharalis (sugarcane borer), 2995 nucleotides. Lineage: Eukaryota; Metazoa; Arthropoda; Insecta; Lepidoptera; Crambidae. The record is from the annotation of a GenBank genome assembly.